AUGGCCGAGCACGUGAGCCACCAGGCCGACGCGUCGCUGGGCCACGUACAGAUCAGCCAUCCACAGAUCUCCCACGACACGGCCGGCCAUUGUGGGCACGACGCCGCGGGGACGGCUCACGACGCGGCCGGUGCGGGAGCCAACCAGGCCGGCGGAGUUAUGCAGGAGGUGGACGGGCAGGCGCAGCUGGUCGUGCAGAGCGCCGUCGACGCCGCCACGGGGGCCGUCAAGAAUGCCACCGGCCUCGGCGGCAACUAG
Messenger RNA from Triticum dicoccoides, 258 nucleotides. RefSeq lists its product as uncharacterized. Bases 1 to 258 code for a protein of 85 amino acids. The transcript has 2 exons. The record is from RefSeq and is a predicted model, not a curated record. NCBI's taxonomy places the organism in Eukaryota, Viridiplantae, Streptophyta, Magnoliopsida, Poales, Poaceae.